Paramecium octaurelia is the source of this 1042-nucleotide messenger RNA. NCBI's taxonomy places the organism in Eukaryota, Ciliophora, Oligohymenophorea, Peniculida, Parameciidae. The record is from the annotation of a GenBank genome assembly.
AUUUUAAUAUGCAACUUAAAAUAUCUGCAAAUUUCGUUGAGCUCUAUUUAAAUUAGACUCCUUGUGGAAUCGGCCCCUUGGCUGCUUUACUUUUUGGUGUCAAGAUGUUCCAAGAGAAUAUAUUAUAUGUACCAAGUAUGAUUUCAAUUUCAUCCCUUUAGCUGUUGAUGGAUAAUAGACAUCAAAAUAAAAUCCACCGAAUUAUCGAUCUCCAGCUGCCAGGUAAUGAGUAACUAAAUUAUUAGAAACCUAAAAUUUUCACCGAUAUCCAUAAAGCAUGAUUGUAUUGAAUUAAAAGGGUGGUUCAUAUAAUAGGAGUAACCAACUCAGGUCCCCACUUUGAUAUUUUUUCAUGAGAAUGCUGGAAGUAUUUUUAAAGUAGAAAUGUUAGAUCUUGGAUAUCGUUUGGACUAUUUUGAGAAAUAUUACUAUAACUUAAAAUGUAAUAUCGUUGCUGUAGCAUAUCGAGGAUACGAUGAGAGUUCAGGUAAUCCAAAUUAAAUAGGAAUUCAAAAGGAUGCUAUAGCUAUUGUGAGAUACGUUUUCACAAAUUUAGAAAUAGACAAAAAUAACGUGUUUGUACAUGGAAGGAGUCUUGGAGGAGCAGUUGCCAUUUACGCAGCCAAUUAUUUCUAGGAUUCUAAGAAGGAGAAGAUAAGAGCCAUUAUCUUAGAGAAUACUUUCACUUCAAUUAAUGAUGUUGUCAAUGAUUUAGUUCCUAAUCUACCAAUUUCACAUCUCCUGUUUUCAAAGAAUCAAUGGAGAAGUUGUGACACCAUUAAAAACAUCAAAUUGCCCAUUCUAUUUAUCUCAUGUAUUAAAAAUCUAAAUGUUUUAGCUGGUUAGGACGAAUUAGUUUCCUACAAUCACAUGAAAAGGCUAAUUGAAUUAUCUGAAAACUCUUAGUUGAAGCGAGAAUAUCAUAUAGCUGAUGGCGAUCAUAAUGGAAAUUGGAUGAAGGAUGAGGGAGCAUAUUUCUAAAAUAUUUUGUCAUUCUUUCAAUAAAUAACAAAUUGAAUUUGCAUUUUAUGAUUGAAUAAGC